UGGAAUGUGCUACAGCCGCUACGUCACGGCGGUCUCCAUCUCUGGAGCCCAUCAGAAUCACAGCAAAGCCGCGGACCGGUUGAAAACCUUUUGUGGACAUAAAAAAAAAAGUCGUGGAGCUCAUAAAAUGGGACGCGCCGUUCGGUCUCCAUGGUGAUCGUGAGGACGCGCUGCCCGGGUGUUGCUGCGUACUGCUGAGGGGGGCGUGCACCAAUAGGAAACGAAUACUCGUUCGGGGUUGAUUCUCAUAAAGGCUCAUGAAAUACAAGAUGCCAUUUUAUGACAACGUCUAUUACCCAUACCAGCCAGAGCCCCAAGGGACCCACUCGUCGGCAGGGAUCCCCUCCCUACUGAACUCCCCCCUGAGCCAGCCCUCCUCCAGUGGCCACGGCCCCCUGGCAACGCCGGCCAUGUCCGCCUCCACGUCCACCACGAUCCCGCCCUUUAAGUUCCGGCCGCGGCGCGAGAGUGUGGACUGGCGCCGGAUCAGCGCCGUGGACGUGGACCUGGUGGCCAGCGAGCUGGACUUCCAGACCCUGCAGGAGCACAUCACGGGCGUGACCUUCUGCAGCGUGGAGGGCGAGCGCUGCGCCCGCUGCCAGAGCCCUGUGGACCCCGCGCUGCUCAAGCUCUUCCGCCUCGCCCAGCUGACGGUGGAGUACCUGCUGCACUCCCAGGAGUGCCUCGCGUCCAGCCUCGGGGCGGCCGAGGACCGGCUCCGGGCCCAGGCACAGGAACACCAGCAGCUUGUGGCCCAACAGCAGAAGCAGGCAGAGCAGGCCAGGGCGCUGAAGGCUGAGCUAAAGCAGAGGAAGAAGAUCCUCGCCCUCAACCAGCAGGCUAUGAUGAGCAUGACCAAUUGCCACAAGUGUCAACAUUGUGAUAAAGCCUUCAUGAAUUCCUCCUUUCUCCAGAAUCAUAUGCAACGUCGCCAUCCAGACGAGUAUGACAGCCAGUUGAUGUCAGACAACCACAGGAAAGUGAAAAGCAUUGCAGAUGAAGAGGAGAUCAGGCGCCUGAACGAGCAGCUGAGGAAGACUACGUCUGAGCUGGAGUCCCAGAGGCAAGCCGUCCUGGCCAAAACCUUGCAGGAAAGAGACCAGCUGUCCAUGCACCAAGAUUUGAUUAGAAAACUAGAGACAUGGAAGGAAGAGGAACACAGAAAGAUUGAGGAGAUGAGAGAAGGUUUUCGCAGGGAGAUAGAGACGCUUCACAACAGGAACGCUCUUCUUCAACAAAAAGUGGAUCUCCAGAUGACCAGUACUCAGCAUAGACCGGGGCCGGCUCCCCAGCAGGCUGACCACAACAUGGAAGAACAAAACAAGCUUGUGAUCCAGAAGUUAGAUCAGAAAAACAAGAAACUGGUGGAAAGGUUUACGUCUAAAAUAGGAAAACUGAAGGCUGACCACGAGAGCGAAAAGAAUCUGUGGAAGGACAAGUUUAGCAGUCUGGAGUCCUCUGUGAUGGAGUGGCAGCAACAGAGCCAGAGGCAGAAGGAGGAGAAUGACCGGUGGCGCCUGGAGAGGGACAAAAUAAUCCACUCUCAAAGGGAGCAGAUAAAGCAAAUGUCUUCAAAUCCACCUACUAAAGUGGUGGAAGUUCCAGUGAUCAUCACAGCCCGAGCUCCAGAGUCUAAACCAAAGAGGCCAGUGAAUGAGCAGCCCCCCUCUGCUCCUAAACUGGAUCCUAUAGAGGAGCUGUCUGAGGAGGACAAAGAGUCAUCCAGUGUGUCCGAGAAGAAGCCUGUUGUUGUGAAGAAGCAUCAGCCUGCUGUGACCAGUGUCUUGAGGAAGAACCCCAACAUCAAGAGGGAGCUGCGGCCUGCCCUGGAGCAAGCACUCAUAGAGAAACUCGAGUCCCUCGGAGUAAAACCUGGAAUGAAGGGCCUGGGGAACAGUGAGUACAGUGACCUCAUGUCUAAGGUGAGCUCAGAGAGAGAGCGAGCAGCGAGGGAGAUUCCAGACUACUGGCAUCACCGUGAGGACGUGGGUCACGCACUGAGCCUGAGACUGAAGGAUUUAAAGAGGGGGGGAGACUCUGCCCCCGAACAGCGGGGGAAACCCACACCACUCACCCAAGUGACCCAGUCCAGGCCGCGGGCCAGCAGCCUUCCCUCUAAGGUAACCCAGGUGAGGUCGGGGGCCCCGCCAACACAUGCCAAACCGCUGCACCCCCCUCAGCCGGCUCCACGGACCAGCACCCUGCCCAAAACCUCCACCCCCAAGACCCCCCCCUUCAGCUCCGACGAGGAGUCGGAAGAGGAGGAGUCAGAAGAGGACGAGUCGGAAGAGUCAGAGGAGUGCCACCGUCGGAAAUCCUGGCAGGAGCAGGGAGUCCCUCAUCACAAGACCCACUCCCCAUCACAACCUCAGCCAGCCAAAACCGGUCCAGGCCAGGGCCCCCCAGCCGUCCAAACAUCAGCAGACCAGAGGCAGUGCGGUGGACAGCGCCAAGACAGCAGCGGUGGAGAGCGAUGGCGAGUGGACUGAGGGGAGUGAGUUGGAGGAGAUUGACCCACAACAGCUCAAACACUACAAAGAC
Molecule: messenger RNA, 2541 nt
Organism: Esox lucius (northern pike)
Lineage: Eukaryota; Metazoa; Chordata; Actinopteri; Esociformes; Esocidae
Gene: dzip1
Product: DAZ interacting zinc finger protein 1
Exons: 16
Coding region: 258-2489 (743 amino acids)
Biological process (GO): cilium assembly
Cellular component (GO): ciliary basal body; cytoplasm
Source: RefSeq, a predicted model, not a curated record